AUGCGCUUCUCAUCCUCCACCGUCCUCGCGGCUCUGCCCGCUCUCGCCGCUGCGCAGGACUCGCCUAUCGACCAGUACAAGGCCCAGUUCCAGAAUGUUAUCGGCCAGUUCGCUUCAUACAUUCCCAACCCGGGUCAUCACGAUCCUAUUGCCGCUGCUGAGGCUAAGGCUGGUUCCAUGAAGCUCAAUGUCUUGACACUGGACAACUGGAAGCAGACCCUCUACGAGCCCGUGACCGCUGGUGCUACUACUCCUGAGGAGUGGUGGCUGCUCGUCUCUGGCGGAAACAAGACCUGCUAUGGCCGUUGUGACACCGUCGAGCAGGCCUUCAACGAGACCGCUGCCAAGUUUGCGCUCCUCGAUAACACCCCUCAUAUGGCCUACUUGAACUGCGACAACCAGCCCAUUCUCUGCAAUGCCUGGUCUGCCGGUCCCGCCAGCCUCUACGUCUUCGAGAUGCUUCCCGAGCCUGCGCCCGUCGAGGUCUAUAGCAAGAGACUCAACUUGACCACUACCACUUCCGACACUUUUGUCAACCUCCACGCCGCUGGUAACAAGGAUGAGCUCCUCCACCACACAAGCUCCUACUUCCACCCCUUCAACGGAAAGCUUGCUGAGUUCGGUCUUUCCGUUCCCUUUGGCUACCUCAUGUGGGCUAUGAACCUGGUUCCCAACUGGCUCUUCAUGCUUGUUGUGUCUUUCGGCAGCCGUGCCAUGAUGUCUCGUCGUAUGGCUCCCCAGGCCGGUGCUCAGGCUGCCCAAUAA
Fusarium sp. VM40 is the source of this 765-nucleotide messenger RNA. NCBI's taxonomy places the organism in Eukaryota, Fungi, Ascomycota, Sordariomycetes, Hypocreales, Nectriaceae. The record is from the annotation of a GenBank genome assembly.